AUGGCCGUCUACCAGCAGCCGACCCAGGUGGUAGUCCAUACCACGUCAACUCAUGGUCCCGGGACAUGGAGCACGGGCCUCUGUGAUUGCUGUAGUGAUAUGGGCUCUUGUAAGUCACCCUAUUUCCCUUAUUCCACACUUCAAUUCAAGAUCAUGCACAUUUCAGCUCUGCCUGUUGAAACUGUGACAACAACUUAAGUUCUUGUUAGAAUUCUGAUUAAAUAACAAUAUCAUAAAGAACAAUAUUUUAUCCUUGAUUAAAUAGGAAGCGCAACCCCCCUAAUAACUGGAGAGUUGUGUGGCAAUACUGAAACCCACCACAUACUGUAUACUGUGUACAGUAUAUGAUGGGUUGCAGUCUUGCCACAUAUCCAGCUGAUGUAAGCUGUGUUUUAAAGUAUUAAGUCAUGAUUUAUAUCUUGGCAUCCAUCAAAGAGCAACCAAGGAAACUUCCAUCAGCUUAUCUUUGCAUUCGAAACUAAUUUGAGAACACAAUGUUAUCAACCCCGAUAAGACAGCAGCUGGUGCGUCACAUCUUAAGUGUAUGAAGUGAUAAGACCGAUACUGCUCUAACACUUUCUACAAGCUCGGUUGGUGCAAUAAUCUCUCUCCACGUCGUUUACUGGGUGCAUGCUGUCUAGACUCACUACACCUCUUGAAAAAACUCAGCCUGCAGAGAUACUACACAUGGUUGAAUAAGCUACAGCUGACUUUGUGUUGAGUAAAUAUUUGUAUUUCAUAUGUGACAUUAUUUGCUCGUGUUGAGAUUAACUGAGCUGUUUGUAUUACUGAAUCUGCAUCCCCCUGAGUGUGCCUCAAGGCGAGCUUCCUGACACGCGCUUUGGAGUGACAGAUAACAGUUUAUUUAUUAUUUAUUUUUAAAGGUUGCUGCGGCCUUUGGUGCUUCCCUUGCAUGCAGUGUGAUACAGCCAACAAGCACGGCUGGUGCUGCUGCAUGCCUCUCCUUGACGUCUGCUGCAUUGUGUCCUGCCUCCUCCGCUCCUCCAUCAGAGAGCGCCACAACAUCCCUGUAAUUGAAGAAAUUUAUUCUGAGAAAUGUGAUAUAAUCCAGCACAAUAGUUUAUAGACAUCUCCACUUGAAACUGCAUGCAAGAAAGUUUCUCAAAAGCAGAUCCACUGCCAAAAGAUGCAAAUAUGGUUUCAUAUGUGCACAGAUAUGAGAAAGCGCAGCUGUGGAGCGAAUCACAUCCUCUUUUUUUUUUUCACCUGAAAGCUUUCAUUUGCGUGUUGCAGAGAUUUGUGUAUAAAAAUGUUAAACAUCAAUUCAAUCUAAAGUUAUAUUUCUUCCAUGUAGAUAAAGAGAAGUGUGCAGUUUCACUCACCCCUUCUCCUUUUUCCACCAGGGUUCAUGCUGUGAUGACUGCUGCAAACUAUGGUGGUGUUACAUGUGUGUUUGGUGCCAGAUGCAUCGUGAGGUGAAGGUCAGAGAACACCAGCCGGCCAGCAGCUCAGUGGUCACCACACAGGUGCUCAGUCAAUAA
Molecule: messenger RNA, 1502 nt
Organism: Xyrichtys novacula (pearly razorfish)
Lineage: Eukaryota; Metazoa; Chordata; Actinopteri; Labriformes; Labridae
Source: the annotation of a GenBank genome assembly